Molecule: messenger RNA, 616 nt
Organism: Prunus avium (sweet cherry)
Lineage: Eukaryota; Viridiplantae; Streptophyta; Magnoliopsida; Rosales; Rosaceae
Source: RefSeq, a predicted model, not a curated record
CCCCACCUCUCUCUCUCUCUCUCUCUCUCUGAUUACACCCAAAUGUCAGCCCAACAAAUUGCGAGCCACAGAGAAGACGCCGAGAUCUAUCACGGCGAAGCCCUAUGCAAGCAGAAGUCCCACGAGCUGCUCGACAAAAUGAGCCUGCCGCGUGCCCUCCUGCCCUUAGAAGAUGUCCUAGAGUUCGGUUACAACCACACCUCCGGAUUUGUAUGGCUCAAGCAGAAGAAGAAGAAAGAGCACCGGUUCCACGCCCUUGGCAAAAUGGUGUCGUACGACACGGAGGUGACGGGCUUUGUGGAAGAGCAUCGGAUGAGGAGGCUCUCUGGGGUUAAAAGUAAGGAGCUUUUGAUUUGGGUCUCGAUUUCGGAUAUCUACGUGGACCCGAAUUCGAAUCCGGAUAAGAUCACGUUCGCCAACGGCACCGGGAUCUCAAGGUCGUUCCCUGUCACAGCCUUUGGGCUUGAAGAAGAUGAAAAGAAUGCUGAUGGGAAAAAAUGAAAGCCUUUCUCUUUUUGGUCGAAGAAAAAAAAAAAUAUAUUGAAUAACUUUUGUUUUGUUUUUUCGUUUUCAAUUCAUUCAAUAUGUGAUUACGUCGUUACACUUUCAUUUCAUU